This is a messenger RNA of Alternaria ventricosa, 388 nucleotides long. RefSeq lists its product as uncharacterized. The annotation marks the transcript as partial. Lineage: Eukaryota; Fungi; Ascomycota; Dothideomycetes; Pleosporales; Pleosporaceae. The record is from RefSeq and is a predicted model, not a curated record. Gene Ontology annotation, molecular function: hydrolase activity, hydrolyzing O-glycosyl compounds. The transcript is spliced from 2 exons.
AUGCAACUUCUCAAGUUCCUUCUUCCCCUCGCCUUGAGCGCACCUUUCUCAGCGGCGCAACCACUCGAUGAGAGAGCCAUCUCCUCGAGUUGGGCUGGGGUCAACUCGUAUUUCCUUCAUGCCUACCAAAAGGCUGAUCGCUUAGCUGUACUUGACGCGGUCAAAGAUGCGAAGCUCAAGACGCUGCGUAUCUUCAUCUCGCCUACGCCUCAGAACAACAAGGACACUGGCUCAGUCAACAUGCCCGACAUCGAGCCACAGCAGGUCGGCACCUACGACGACACUCAGCUGAAGGCUAUUGAUCAGCUGAUGGUCGAGGCGCAUGACCGAGGUAUCAAGCUUAUCAUCGCUAUGCAUGACCGCUAUCAACUGGGUUGCUGGGGUAAUG